Molecule: messenger RNA, 2988 nt
Organism: Sitodiplosis mosellana (orange wheat blossom midge)
Lineage: Eukaryota; Metazoa; Arthropoda; Insecta; Diptera; Cecidomyiidae
Gene: su(Hw)
Product: protein suppressor of hairy wing
Exons: 9
Coding region: 684-2696 (670 amino acids)
Biological process (GO): regulation of transcription by RNA polymerase II
Cellular component (GO): nucleus
Molecular function (GO): RNA polymerase II cis-regulatory region sequence-specific DNA binding; DNA-binding transcription factor activity, RNA polymerase II-specific
Source: RefSeq, a predicted model, not a curated record
GCGUCGCCUCUGCGGCGAAAAUCGCUACGAUCGAAUACUUUAGUGUGGCAGUAAAACGGGCGCCUAUGUGUAGAUUGUGAGCGAAUUGUUUAAAACUUUGAUCCUAAAUCUAGUGACUUGUGCUGAUUAUUGACUAAAUGUAAAUAAUUAUAUUUUUUUUUCUCUUCAUUUUUUCGCUUUCGUUACAAUCAUUUUUUCCCCGUAUCAAGUGACUUUUCAAGUGAGUUGAUUUAACAAAAAAUGUGUGCACAUAUUUGAAAUGAAAAGUGUUUAACUGAGCGCAACAAGUGAACCAAGAUCAUUCUGUGACAUGAAUUCGUAUGUGUCAACAAAUGUAAAAUAGAAAGUAAACGCCAUUACGUUUUUUUUCUUGUGUGAUAAUUUAAUUAAUAUGUCAAGAAGAAAAUGUUGCCGAAACUUCUGCAGUAGCAAUUAGUUUGAAUUGAAAUUUGCCGAGUGAUUUGUGAUCGGUAAAUUUUUACAGAUCCCAACAAUUAAUUCAACACUCGAAGGAAUUUUUCACUUCGGUCUAAAAUUGUAUGAAAUUGCUUGUUGAGAACGAAUACUAUCCAAAUCAUACCUAAAUAUAGUUACAUUUUUGACUGAGAGAAAGAUCUUGCUGUUUGUAUAUUAUCGAAUCGUUCGACGUGUGAUAGUUCAGCAAGCAAUCAGAAAAAUUCAUAAUGAGCGGAUUAAGGCGAAGCACCCGUGCAACCACGUCAACAAUCAAUGUUAAAUUGAAUGACAAAAAUGAAAUCGAAUAUUUCAAAGUGGAAGAUGAGAAUGAGGACGAUACUGAUUCAGAGCACAUUGGUGUAGAUAAUGAUGAUAUCGAUGAAGACGAGGACAUGCCAUCUGAGGCAUCAGAAGAGGAGGAGGAGGAGGAGGAGGAGGAGGGAGAAGAAGAGGAGGAAUUGAUCGUUAAUCCAGACGGUACGAUGACCAUCAAAAUGCCAGAGAAAAAGCCAAAACAGAAAAAAGUCCCAUUGCAUCACAUCUGCGCAAAAUGUUCCAAAGUGUUGUCGUCAAGCGCCGCGCUAAAGAGACAUUUAAAUCUCUGUAAAAAUCUUCCAAAAAAUGCCGUCUGCGUGUCGUUGGGUGAUGUGGAAUUUGAUUUCUCCAACAUUGAUGUUAGUGAUCCAAUCUAUGAGGCCAUUUGUUUCUGUUGUAACGAAGAGAAAGAAACAGCGCAUUAUGGUCACGUGAGUUGCAAUUUCUGCCCAAAAUCAUUCAAAUCACAUCUGAGUUUGGAACGUCAUCUGUACUUGUUGCAUUCGCCAGAGAAACAGCACGCUUGCAUGCAUUGUAAUGCAACGUGCCCGAAUAAGGAGAUACUGGACGCGCACUUGUUGAGCCAUGGCACUGGUAAACCGUUCUCGUGCAGUUUCUGUGGCAAAGAUUUCACACGAAAAUAUCACUUGGAUCGACAUCUUUUGUACACAAGCUGUGACAAAUCACGGAAGAAACAAGAAACCGCAUGUCAUGUGUGCGGCAAACUGUUCAGCCGAACCGACAACUUGCGCGAACAUCUCAGGGCUCACAUCGGACAAUCGACACGGAAACGUGACUAUCAGUGUCCACAUUGUGAGAAAUCGUUCUAUGGCUCAUCGUUGCUGAACAUUCACAUCCGGACGCAUACAGGUGAAAAGCCAUUCUGUUGUGAUUUGUGUGAUAAAUCAUUCCCGUCGAAUGGUGCUCUUCGAAAGCAUCGCCGAUCUCAUACCGGUGAGAAACCCUACACAUGCCAAACGUGCGGCAAAAGUUUUUCGGCUAAAGAAACACUGAAUCGUCACAAUAAAACACAUACCGGCGAGAGACCUUACGCAUGCACCCAUUGCGAUAAAAGUUUCAUACAGGCGACUCAACUUCGAUCACACAUGUUCCAUCACACCGGCGAAAAUGGAUUCACUUGCGAACAAUGCGGCAGCAAAUUCAAUCGCAAAAAUCGGUUGAUAACACAUAUGCUAACCAUUCACGCCAAUGCUGCCUCCAAUAAAAAAUCAAAAGAUUACAAGUGUUCAUUUUGCGAAAAGGCUUAUUCAUCGAAGACCUCACUGACUGCACACGUGAAAACUCAUCAGGUUGAAGAGCCAAACAAGUGUAAGCUUUGCAACAAAGAAUUCAAGCAAGAAAGUGCCUUCAAGCGUCACAUGGACACCAAGCAUCCACUCAUGGAGAAAAUCGAGGAAGAAGAAGCAACGAUUGAGAUUAUCAAAGAGGAUCCAACCAAACCAAAUACGUACAAAAUCAUUUGCACCGGUACAGACGAUAAAAUGGUGGACAACAAUUAUGAAAUUCAAACGAAUAAUGCUGGCGAUACAAUACUGGAGAUUUAUGAAUUCCAAGAUGAUGAAUGCGACGAAAAGCCAGUCCGUACGGCACUCAUUCCAUUGACUGAUGACGAUUUGAAGGAAAAUAUUGCGCGAUUGCUUAAAACAGUCGUUGAUGAAGACGUAUUGACCAAAUUCGGAUAUCCGAAGACACCCAUCGAAAAGGUCCUGAGUUUAGUUAUCAACCACUGUGGCCAGUCGCCAGUUGACAGUUCCACUUGUCCAGAUGUAGGCAGCAAACUGCGUGAAAAUGUUAAACUGCUCUUCACAUCGGUCAUUGAUGAUGAGUCGAUCAAGGAGAUGCUCAACAAUCACUCCAUUGACGAGGUCAUUUGUCAUGUUAUCAAGCUCUCCGAAACCAAUUAAGCAGCUUCCAUCCAUACACCAUAAAAUGUAGAGAUUUUUCAAAGCCUAGAGGGAUUGAUAAGUCGAUUUUUUUUAAGACAUGGUCGAUCUAUUGAUCAACCGAUUUGUUUUGAAAACGGUUUUUUAUACAAGUUCUAUACAAAUUAUAGUAAUUUUAGAAAACAGUUUCUAUUUUUCCAUUUUUGAAAUAUUCGAACGUUAUUUACUGAAUUUCUACCGUAAAACAAAUCAAAUAAAUAAGAUGUUAAAACGAAUAAUAAUUUAGCAUAAAAUAAAAGACUUUUUUGCAUUA